Messenger RNA from Limanda limanda (common dab), 1940 nucleotides. It is a transcript of the gene marveld1, whose product is annotated as MARVEL domain containing 1. Lineage: Eukaryota; Metazoa; Chordata; Actinopteri; Pleuronectiformes; Pleuronectidae. Gene Ontology annotation, molecular function: structural constituent of myelin sheath. The record is from RefSeq and is a predicted model, not a curated record. Gene Ontology annotation, biological process: myelination. Gene Ontology annotation, cellular component: membrane.
AUGACGCACGCCCCCCCCAGCACACAUCCAACAGAGGAAACGGAAAAGACGAAACACAAGAGGCUUUUUCAUUUCAAAAUCCCGGGGCUGUGGAAGGAACAGAGAGUUCAUCCUUUUUUUUUUUCAAACCCAAACGUGUCCACUUUUGAGGAGUGGGGGGGGGGCUUCAUCGUCAGACCUCAACCCGGACCCUUCCUCUGCCUUAUUUAUUUCCCCCUACAUCUGUUUGUUUUUCCUCCAGCUGUUUGCAGCUGGCAAGCACCCGCCCUGUUUGGGAGGAAAAAAAGAGUGAUCGGAGGAGGAGGAGAGAGACAGAUGGCACCCCAAACUUCCCAGCCUCCGCAGGUGAGGAAGAACAUGCUGAAGUUCCUCCGGAGCUUCCUGGGGAUCAGCCGCAUCCUGCAGAUCGUGUUCGGCGCCGGGCUGUGGGUCACCAUCGCCGCCAACAAGUACGAGGGCUCCAUCCACUUCGUGCUCUUCGUGGCCGUGCUCUUCUGGCUCCUCACCCUCGGCCUCUUCUUCAUCACGCUGCUGGAGAAGCAGGACCUGGUGCCCCUGCUGGGGGGGGAGCGCUGGCUGUGCACCAGCCUGGCGCACGACGUGGCCGCCGCCGCGCUCUACCUGCCGGCCAUCGGCGUCAUGAUCUACAAGACGGACCGCACGUCGUACUGCAACCUGGACGUGUACAAGGAGUUCUGUCUGUACAAGGUCUACCUGACGGCCGCCGUGUUCUCCUGCCUGUGCUGCGUCUCCUACCUCCUGUCCCUGGGACACGGGGCGAGCAGGAGGUGCCGCGGCGAGCAGACGGUCCUCUGAGGCUGGGGCAGGAGAGGUGUGAUGGAGGAGGGAUCCACACCAAGAUGAGGAAUAGUUCACUUCACUGUAAUUCCAACCCAACGGCAUCUCCAUAACUCAGAUCCAUCCCUGUUGUCUCCUCGCAGCUCAGUGAUGAGGUAGCGUCACUCUGUGGCCUUGUGUGUUUCUGUGUUGCUCACAUGAUAACAAUCCAACAUCUUCUGGUCAAUGGGGCCUAGAUUCCCAGGAUGAGAGUCUGACUGGAGUUAGGUGGACAAAGUUUAACGGCUCUUGAAAUGUUUGUGUCCCCUCUUGCGUUUUAUCAUGUCUUCCCCCUCCCACAGAAUCAUUAGAAUGUUCCUGUGGGGAUUUAUUAAAGUGUUUAUGCAGUGAGUUUACAGUACAGCGCCUUAACAUGAUGUGUUUCGUAGAUAACUUGUGUAAUCACAGGUUUCACACCAAACCUUUAUACUUAGUGAUGUGAUAGCAUCACUCACAAUCACUCUGUGGCCUUAUAGUCAGUGUGUUUAUGGGUUCGUUGAGUUGUAAACAGCCCAGCAGCUUCUGGUGAAGAGGCCUCGAUACCCAGGAUGGGUUUAUGUUAGGAGGGCAAAGUAUUCCUCUUCUCUGUUAAGGCACAUGUCUUUGUCUCCCAGUCGUUUAUCAUUACUUUUAUCGACUAAUCUAAUCCUUAUCCCCUCUUACAGAAUCAUUAUGAUAUCCCUGUUGGGACCUAUUAUAAUGUGUAUGCUGUAAGUCUACAGUACAAAGCCUUAACAUGAUGAGUUUUGCAGAGUUGUGUUGGUACUCAGUAGUUUUCGCAAGGGGACUAUUUUCAUUAUCUUUUUUUAAAGUAUCUAAAUAUAUUUUUUAUCUGUUUAUAUGUUUUGUGUGAAGGCAAACUGAAGCGCGAUGGACUAAUUUGCCAACAUCCUGUUGACCAUGCAGCUCUGUUUUUGUUUGGUGUCACACUCUUGCCUACAGUUUUAUCUUCUGUCAGAAUGCUGUUUAUCAACAAGGUUGUGAUGACAACAGGCCGAUAACAUGGAUGUGACUGGUGCUACGAUGUGUAUGCUGAUCCCAAAGUAUUUAUCAUGUAAAGCCAAAGAGCCAAAAUGAGCAAGAAUAAAAAGCAGUAAGUCAGA